Molecule: messenger RNA, 2934 nt
Organism: Anolis carolinensis (green anole)
Lineage: Eukaryota; Metazoa; Chordata; Lepidosauria; Squamata; Anolidae
Product: cytochrome b-245 light chain
Exons: 6
Coding region: 204-764 (186 amino acids)
Molecular function (GO): heme binding
Source: RefSeq, a predicted model, not a curated record
GGCAGAGCAAAGGGGAACUUGCCCAAGUAGUUGCGCCUCGGGCGUCUCUGCGUCCUGGAAGCCGGGGAGGAAGGAGGGGCAGGAAGGGACGUAGCGGGCGGACAGAGCUGGCCCUGCCCCGCCGCUGGGAGCCCUUCCCGGCCGGAUCCCUGCCCUUGAACCCCUUCUCUCCCUCCUUCUCCUUCUCUCCCUCCGGAGCCGCCAUGGGGCGCAUCGAGUGGGCCAUGUGGGCCAACGAGCAGGCGCUGGCUUCGGGGCUGAUUCUAGUGGCCGGCGGCAUCGUGGCCGUUUCGGGCCAGUUUAAACGUUGGGAAUUUGCAGCAUAUGCCAUAGCAGCCGGGGUUUUUAUUUGCCUGCUGGAAUAUCCGAGAGGGAAGCGGAAAAAGGGAUCCACGAUGCAGAGAUGCGGCCAGCAGUAUUUCACUCCCGUCGUGAAGGUGUUUGGACCCCUGACCCGGAAUUACUAUGUCCGGUCCAUCUUACAUGCAUGCCUGGCCGUGCCAGCAGGAUUCCUCUUGGCCACGAUCCUGGGGACGGUUUGCCUUGCCAUCGCGAGCGGCAUCUACUUACUGGCGGCCACCCGCGGCGAAGAGUGGCAACCCAUUGAGUCCAAGCCCAAGGAGCGGCCCCAAGUCGGGGGCACCAUCAAGCACCCCCCAACCAACCCCCCGCCUCGGCCCCCGCCGGACGCCCGCAAGAAGCCCCCCGAGGACGGUGCCGGCGGUCAAGAAAACCCCAUCGCGGUCGAAGUGGAAGCGGAGUGACGGGGCGGCCACAGAAGGGCCGACGGAGGAUGCAGCGGUCAAGAGGAAACGUUGCGGGUCCAAAAUACGGCCCCCCAUCAGCCCCACACUCUGUCUCAUGAAGACAAACAUUCCCCAGUCUUUCCUGUUGCGUCAUUCUUGACCACUUGCUUGACCAAUGGCAACCAUAUUCCUUGACCCAUGGCUGCCAUGUUGCUUGACCAGCAGUGGCCAUACGACUUGAUAGUUUUUCAUCACCAGGCCAAACACUCCCCAGUCUUUCCUGUUGUGUCAAUAAGGGCCACAAUAGUUCUUGACCAAUGAUGGCCAGAAUUGCUUGGUGGUUUUUCAUCACCAGGCUCCCCAGUCUUUCUUGUUGCCUUGAUAAUAGUGGCCAUAUUGCUCGACAAACAGUGGCCAUAUUGCUCAACCAAUGAAGGACAUAUUGCUUGACCAAUGGUGGCCUUAUUGCUCGACCAACAGUGGCCCUAUUGCUCGAUCAAAGGCAGCCAUAUUGCUCAACCAAUGGUGGUCAUAUUGCUCAAACAAGGGUGACAAUAUUGCUUGACCAACAGUGGCCGUAUUGCUUGACUAAGGGUGGCCUUAUUGCUCGAACAAUGGGGGCUAUAUUGCUGAACCAAUGGCAGCCAUAUUGCUCAACCAAGGCUGGCCACAUUACGUGACCAAUGGUGGCUGUAUUGCUCGACCAAUGGUAGUCAUAUUGCUCAACCAACGCAGGCCGUGUUGCUUGGCCAAUGGUGGCUGUAUUGUUCGAUCAACGGCAGCCAUAUUGCUUGCUCAAGGGUGGCCUUAUUGCUUGAUCAAUGGCAGCCAUAUUGCUCAAACAACAGUGGCCAUAUUGCUCAACCAGUGGUAGACAUAUUGCUCAACCAACAGUGGCCAUAUUGCUUGACCAGUGGUAGACAUAUUGCUCGAACAAUGGUGGCCAUAUUGCUUGACCAGUGGUAGACAUAUUGCUCGAACAAUGGUGGCCAUAUUGCUUGACCAGUGGUAGACAUAUUGCUCGAACAAUGGUGGCCAUAUUGCUUGACCAGUGGUAGACAUAUUGCUCGAACAAUGGUGGCCAUAUUGCUUGACCAGUGGUAGACAUAUUGCUCGAACAAUGGUGGCCAUAUUGCUUGACCAGUGGUAGACAUAUUGCUCGAACAAUGGUGGCCAUAUCGCUUGACCAGUGGUAGACAUAUUGCUCGAACAAUGGUGGCCAUAUUGCUUGACCAGUGGUAGACAUAUUGCUCGAACAAUGGUGGCCAUAUUGCUUGACCAGUGGUAGACAUAUUGCUCGAACAAUGGUGGCCAUAUCGCUUGACCAGUGGUAGACAUAUUGCUCGAACAAUGGUAGACAUAUUGCUCGACCAGUGGUAGACAUAUUGCUUGAACAAUGGUGGCCAUAUUGCUUGACCAGUGGUAGACAUAUUGCUCGAACAACGGUGGCCAUAUUGCUCAACCAAGGGUGGCCAUAUUGCUUGACCAGUGGUAGACAUAUUGUUCAAACAAUGGUGGCCAUAUUGCUCAACCAACAGUGGCCAUAUUGCUCGAACAAUGGUGGCCAUAUUGCCCAACCAAGGGUGGCCAUAUUGCUUGAUCAGUGGUAGACAUAUUGCUUGAACAAUGGUGGCCAUAUUGCUCAACCAAGGGUGGCCAUAUUGCUCGACCAGUGGUAGACAUAUUGCUCGAACAAUGGUGGCCAUAUUGCUCAACCAAGGGUGGCCAUGUUGCUUGAUCAGUGGUAGACAUAUUGCUCAACCAACGGAGGCCAUAUUGCUUGAUCAGUGGUAGACAUAUUGCUCAACCAACGGAGGCCAUAUUGCUUGAUCAGUGGUAGACAUAUUGCUCAACCAAGGGUGGCCAUGUUGCUUGAUCAGUGGUAGACAUAUUGCUCAACCAACGGAGGCCAUAUUGCUUGACAAAUGGUGGCUGUAUUUUUCGAUCAACAGCGGCCAUAUUGCUCGACCAUUAAUGGCCAUGUUGCUUGACCAAGGGCGGUCAUAUUGCUUGACUAAUGGUGCAAUUAUUGCUCGACUAAUAGUGUCCAUAUUGCUCGACCAACAGUGGCCAUACCAAGACAGGAUAUUGUUCCUAAAUUUGCCAAAAUUCCCUUUUCCAUAUCUCUUCCUAUUCUCCGUAGAGUUUCUCGUGUUUUUACAUUGUAAUAAAAUGACUUCAACGGUCA